CUCCAUAUAAAAACCGGGGAAAGGAGCAGCUGUUAGAGAGGUUUCACGAGAAAGCCUGUCGUGAUUGGAUCCAUACAAAAUCUCCUCUCUCCCUCUCUCUCUCUCUCUGCUCUGCUCAUUCCCCCUUUUCUCACUCACCCACAUUUCUUCUCCCUCUCCCACGCGGCGGAGCAAUUAAUAUCAGCGGCGACGGAGACCCGAAUAGUGAGUGAGAUUGUGAGAGAGAUAAACCGGCGGUGGUCGGCAGCUCGAACUAAAGCUGAAAACAGGGGAGGGAACAAAACAAUAACUAAAAAGAGUAAAGAGGAGUUUCCCCUCACCGCCAUCCAGGGCUUUGUUGCUUGCUUCUUUUGAUGGCACAAUCCCAUUUCCAAAUUUCCCCCUGAUUCCUCCCCUUCUUCCCUUUUUCCGUCGCUGCGCUGUCUCCUCCACCCACCAUUUUGUGGGUUUCUGCCAUUAUCGCUGAUUUCUUUAGAUUUCAGAAGCAAGAUGUCUCGGCCUCUUCAUCGAGGCAUAUCAGGUGGGGUGCGGAUCUCAGGUAGCAACGAUGAUCUAUGGGACUCACAAAUGAAAGACAAAACCGACAAAGAAAAAGAGGAUUAUUUGGACAAAACUCGUGCUUCUACUCCAGACAAUAGCUACCUAUCCCUGAGGUUUCCUUUUCGGGUAUUCUUCUCGGAAACUAGCUCACCUUCCAAAUAUGCUGCUACUGAGAACGGCUUACACUCUUCUGAUCCCUUUACCAUUGGAUCACCCAGAAGUAGGCAGAAACUAGCCAUGUUCCUUCUAAGGCUGAGCUUAGCUCUCAUUGUAAUUCUUGCUCUCACCGGUUCCUUUUGGUGGACAAUCUCCAUUUCCACGACCUCAAGAGGCCAAAUCAUUCACAAUUACAGGCGGCUCCAGGAGCAGCUUGUCUCCGAUUUGUGGGAUAUUGGGGAGCUCUCACUUGGUUCUUCCAAGACCAAAGAAGUGGACUUUUGUCCCGAGGAAGAAUCUGAGAAUUAUGUUCCUUGCUUCAAUGUUACGGAGAAUCUUGCAUUGGGUUACUCCAAAGGAGAUGAGAAUGAUCGUCAAUGUGGGAAAGGGUCAAGGCAGAAUUGCUUGGUGCUUCCGCCUUUGAACUAUAGGAUCCCUCUUAGGUGGCCUACUGGAAGAGAUGUUAUCUGGGUUUCUAAUGUUAAGAUCACUGCACAAGAGGUGCUCUCGUCUGGUAGUUUUACUAAGCGGAUGAUGAUGCUAGAGGAAGACCAGAUUUCUUUUCGUUCUGCAUCUCUUAUGUUUGACGGUGUUGAAGAUUAUUCCCAUCAAAUUGCUGAAAUGAUUGGCCUGAGAAAUGAAUCAAACUUUAUCCAGGCUGGGGUCAGGACGAUUCUUGAUAUAGGAUGUGGUUAUGGUAGUUUUGGAGCACAUCUCUUUUCCAAGCAGCUUUUAACUAUGUGCAUUGCUAAUUAUGAGGCGUCAGGCAGUCAAGUUCAGCUUACUCUUGAAAGAGGCCUUCCGGCAAUGAUUGGAUCCUUUACUUUGAAACAGUUGCCCUAUCCUUCUCUUUCAUUUGACAUGUUGCAUUGUGCAAGAUGCGGCAUCGAUUGGGACCAAAAAGAUGGUAUUUUCUUGGUCGAAGCUGAUCGCCUUUUAAGGCCAGGAGGGUAUUUUGUUUGGACUUCACCACUCACCAAUGCUCGCAAUAAGGAAAAUAUCAAAAGGUGGAACUUUAUUCGAGAUUUUGCCGAAAAUCUAUGUUGGAAGCUGGUGUCUCAAGAAGAAGAAACUGUUGUAUGGAGUAAGACCGACAAAAAGAGCUGUUACAGUUCCAGGAAGCCGGGUUCAGGCCCUUCUCUCUGCAGCAAAAGCCACGAUGUUGAGUCUCCCCAUUAUCGGCCUUUGCAAGCAUGCAUAGCUGGAACUCAGAGUCGUCGGUGGAUUCCCAUUAGAGAAAGGGCAACUUGGCCUUCUAGAUCUCACCUGAACAAGAAUGAGCUUGCAGCACAUGGAUCAAGCUUGGAGGACUUUGCUGAGGAUGGUGAGAGAUGGAAGGCAGCAGUCACAAAUUAUUGGUCUCUUCUCUCACCUAUUAUAUUUUCGGAUCAUCCGAAGAGACCUGGUGAUGAAGAUCCUUCACCACCAUAUAACAUGCUCAGGAAUGUGCUCGAUAUGAAUGCCCAUUUUGGUGGUCUCAAUUCUGCACUGCUGGAGACGGGGAAGUCUGUCUGGGUUAUGAAUGUGGUUCCAACAAGCGGACCAAACUAUCUCCCUAUGAUACUCGACCGUGGCUUUGUUGGUGUAUUGCAUGAUUGGUGCGAGGCAUUCCCAACAUACCCCAGAAGUUAUGAUCUGGUGCAUGCCGACGGACUCUUGACCCUCGAAGCAAGUCAACAGCGGAGGUGCACCUUGCUCGAUUUAUUCCUCGAGAUUGAUCGGUUGCUUCGUCCCGAGGCAAGCCAACCUACAAUUUCCUUAUGCAAGAAUGAUACGCCAACUGCCAAGUCGUGUUACCAGAACCUACUUACUGUGAAUUCGGUUUUAAGCCAGUUGUCUGUUCAUCUGCAGGGUUGGGUGAUACUUCGAGAUUCGGCAGCACUUAUCGAAUCAUCAAGGGCUCUAACGGCGCGGUUGAAAUGGGACGCCCGAGUUGUAGACAUCGAAAGCAAUAGCGAGGAGAAACUCCUCGUGUGCCAGAAACCUUUCAUAAAGAGGCAAGCUAGUCAAUCCUCCUGAAAGACCUGUAUCCAGUCAUUGGAGAAAAGAAGAUAGAAGAUCAUAAUACCCUAUUCAAUAUUCAUUUUGUCAUGCGUUACUUAUAUGGCCGUAAAAGCUCCCAUCACACAAAAUAGGAGCAACCACAUGCAAGAAAAGAAAAAGGAGAAAGCUUUGGACAGAAAGAAGGGAACCAGACAGCUACAGAAUGGUGGAUUCAACCACAUCAAAACUUAAAAGUACCUAUGGAGCCGCAAGGCUUUCCAUAUGGCCAGUGUAAUUACUUGAGAGCACCAGUCGUACCAAGUGAACGUGGGAAGUACAGCGAGUUGGAUUUCAAUUAUUAUUUCUUGUUUCCCAUUUGUGAUGUGAAGUUAUACCCACAUAUUACGAUCGUGAAGAUGAUCAGAAGGAAUAAGGAGAUUACUAUUUUGUUGUAUCAUAUGGAUUGGAAUUUGGAAGAAAGACUGAUGAUGAUCUCUGUUUCUUGAUUGUUACUAUUCAAUGGUUAAAGAGGCUGGUGGCAGUUGUGUUAUAUCUGGCCUACAGUUCUGCAGGUGGGAAUUGCAGAAGAGACAGAGUUAUGUUUUCCAUGUGGCUUGUGUAUUUUGAUGUGUUAUAUGGCCUACAAGACAACCUGAAGCAGAAAUAGCAGUAAGAAGGUGCAGUUUGCAGGUCUGUCAUUCUCUUAAAGUGGUCUCUGAAAAGGGCAAUAUUGUACCCUCCACCUUUUGGCCUUCUGGCUUCUGGGACCUGAGCUGAGAUGACAUUAUUGGAGGCAGGCAGGCUAAUGUGUAUGUCCUAUUGAAAGUGAAAUAUAAAUCGUAGCGUAGGGUUAUUGAUGAAUAGGGUAAAGUGAGGUUUGGGGUAGUUUCGCGGUUGGU
This is a messenger RNA of Linum tenue, 3578 nucleotides long. Lineage: Eukaryota; Viridiplantae; Streptophyta; Magnoliopsida; Malpighiales; Linaceae. The record is from the annotation of a GenBank genome assembly.